Messenger RNA from Salvelinus sp. IW2-2015, 2722 nucleotides. The record is from RefSeq and is a predicted model, not a curated record. Lineage: Eukaryota; Metazoa; Chordata; Actinopteri; Salmoniformes; Salmonidae.
AAUGAAUGGAAACUGAAAUUAGCUUUUUGGUCUUAAUUUAAGGUUAGGGUUAUUUAUAAGGUUAGCAGUGUGGUUAGGUUUAACAUCUGAUUUUAUGAAGAUCAAUUAUAGAAAUAGGCGGGGUUUAUCCAUAAUAAUGACUUUGUGGCUGUGGUAACUUGCAGUUUGGGAGAGCUGAGCAAACAGCUAGCAAGGCAACUAAAAUGUCUUGAUUACAAAUAGUCGCUUUGUGAAAUAUAAUUAGACGACUUGUUACAUAGAUGAAACGCGUUGAUAUUUAGCUCCUCUUGUGUCAACAUCGUGAUAGUUUUCGCUAGUUAUUGUUGAAUGAUUUGUGACAUUGUCUAACGUUAAAGAGCUAGCAAGCCCAGCUAGAUGCUAUAGUACUCUGGGGAGACGUGCUAGCUAAUAUUAGCUGAACGUGGAGGCCGGACAAUCCAUCGUUCUUUAGUUUAGAUUGCUAGCUAAAUGAGCGUUUCAAAUUAUUUCAACGAUUUGCUUGUUACUAUGGUACAGUUUUCAUUAUAACUUAUAUAUAUUUUGGGGCAGGGAAAAAACGUUAUUUAUUAUCUUUCAUCGCGCAGCAAUUCUAUUUUGUAUUAGUCCUGUUGCAGCCACUGAGGUAUAAUUAGGACGUUUGUAUCUGGAAGACAAGAGUCGCACAGUCAUGUAACUGUAAUGCAGUGUAUGCAGAAUUCCCGGGUGAUGAUGUCUUGCUACAGUUUGUACGCCAGACAUGUGAUAACUGUUUCCUUUACUGGGCGUUACAGAAAUUGAACGAAGGCCGUAUCGCCAAAAGCAGGAGGUGUCUAACUGAUCCAGUGCCAGCCCCCCUGAAGUAACACCAGACUGCCUUGAAGUGUUAAGAAAACCCAGCAAGACACAGCCAUGUUGGAGGAGGACAUGGAAGUGGCCAUCAAGGUGGUGGUGGUGGGCAAUGGUGCGGUGGGGAAGUCCAGCAUGAUCCAGCGCUACUGCAAGGGCAUCUUCACCAAGGACUACAAGAAGACCAUCGGUGUGGACUUCCUGGAGAGGCAGAUACUAGUGAAUGAUGAAGAUGUGAGAUUGAUGUUGUGGGACACAGCAGGGCAGGAAGAGUUUGAUGCCAUCACCAAGGCCUACUACCGCGGUGCCCAGGCGUGUGUUCUGGUCUUCUCCACUACCGACAGGGAGUCGUUCGAGGCGGUCGGCAGCUGGUGGGAGAAGGUGGAGCUAGAGGUGGGAGACAUCCCCACUGUCCUAGUGCAGAACAAGAUUGACCUUCUGGAUGACACGAUGAUCAAAAAUGAGGAGGCAGAAGGUCUGGCCAAGAAGCUCAAGUUGAGGUUUUACAGAACCUCUGUAAAGGAGGACCUCAAUGUCAAUGAAGUUUUCAAAUACCUAGCAGAUAAGUAUCUGCAGCGACUCAAGCGGCAAACAGCAGAGGAGCCCGAGGCAGUGCAUACAGCAGGCAAUAAAAUUGGCGUUUUCAACACCACAAGUAGUAACCUAUCUAGUCAGAACUCCAGCAAUGGCCGUGAAAUCAUCAGCUUGCGGCCCAACAAACAGAGGACCAAGAAGAGCAAAAACCUCUUCAGUAGCUGCAGCCUUCUUUAGAAUCAAUCCAUUCCCUUCAAUACUGUAAGUUUUGACUGCCAUAUGUGAGGGAAAGAGUCUUGAUUGAUGAAUGAUUGUGUAUUAUAGGGGUAGAUUCUUUCACAGACCAAAGUCUGCAUAGGAUACGGUAUGUUAUAUCAAUUUGAGCUCAACCUAGAUCUAAUCUGCACCUGCGCAUUGUGCCUAUCAUGACGUUGAGCAUCUUUCCAGAUCCAGUCCAGCCUUUGAUUUGCAUGGAUAGAUGUGAGAUCUAAAGCACCAGUAUGGUGAAAGUAACAAUAGUCCUGGUGGCUGCAAUGGAUACCAAAACCUAUGUUGUAGCAUGAAUGGAAUUCUUGAAGCUUAUCUUUUGGGAAAUUGGGGUUGGGCGUUGCAGGGUUUUCCCCAUUUACACCCUUCAACAUGUUGUAGGGAAGGGUUACAUUCUAGUUCACUAACAAGGCAUCUUUGUAUGUUCAUAUGUGAUUUUUACAGAUUACCAUUUGUGCAUUUGACUGUUCAUCUGUGCAAUAUGUUUAUUGUAAGAGAUAUACUGAUUAUUUUGUACCAUAUUUUGUUUAAAUUUUAAUGGAAUAUGGUUCAAUCUAUGCUGUAUAUUGUGGAUAAAGACUUGGACAUAAUUGUUCAUUGUUUUCUGAAAGGUAUUUUUAUAUGAAUUUUAAGUGUUUAACAAAUGUUGGCAGAAAAUGAGUUGCCUAAAACUUAACAUAGUGCCAAAUAGUUUCUUAACUUCCUUUUAUUGUUGUAAGAAAUGUACAUAUUUUAAAGUGAGGUAGGAGUGAUUGGUAGUUGUAUGAGAAUACUGAAUUACAACAAAGACCAAUAGAAUGUGCUCUUAUAUUACCAAAUACAAUUUGAGAUUCGCACAAUAAGCUCUCUACUUGAGUCACAAAAUUAUAAAAUGUACUGAUCUUAUAGAAUGGAUGAGCCAGUGAAGAGUGUUUUGUUACACAGACAAUACCAAUCAAUAUAUCUCUCUUUAUCUGGUUAGCACAAACAGGUGUUUCAUAGGAUACUAGAAAUCACAAUUGUUUACAUGUUACAUAUUGCAGCAUUUAAAUCAUAUGCAGUUGAAGUUGGACGUUUACAUAUGAAGUUGGAGUCAUUAAAACUCGUUUUUCAACCA